Molecule: messenger RNA, 2048 nt
Organism: Ooceraea biroi (clonal raider ant)
Lineage: Eukaryota; Metazoa; Arthropoda; Insecta; Hymenoptera; Formicidae
Product: carbonic anhydrase 2
Cellular component (GO): cytoplasm
Molecular function (GO): carbonate dehydratase activity; zinc ion binding
Source: RefSeq, a predicted model, not a curated record
CGCGGUUGCGAAGUAUUUUAUAUCGACAAUGAGAUAAUGCUAUAUUCAAUUUGUUUCUCACUACUUGGCAAAUACGGACGCAUUUAAACGUCUUAAUCUUUUGACAACUAUUAUUAUCUUACCUUUCAUUCACACUUCUCACUAAUCCAUGAUGCUAUUCUUAGUAAUAGCCUUUUCUUAGUAUCGUUGAUGUGAGAUAUACAAUAACUCAUAUCACUGAUAGAUUACUCAUAGACACGGAACAAGAGUGUAAAAUGUAGAAAAAUGUAAUUUAAAAAUUUAUUUCAUACCUUCAAUUAUAUUCGACGAGUCAUAUUGAACAAAACAUGUUCGAUCAAGCGCAUGAAUGAAUUAUCGCACUUGGCCAAAGAAUUUUCUAAAGAAUUUUGGAAACUCGGAAGAGGGGUAUACUUUGACCUUUGUCUAUUUGGUGGUAAAAUGGCCAAUGGUGACCACACGACGACCCUGCCUGUGUACACGUUAAAUCUCGUGUGAUAGCUCUGCCUGUAAUCUCGGGGUUAUCCAGUCAGAUUUACGUCGCGUUCAUCAGUCGUACACUCGUCGCCAUCGCGUUCGUUUCAGGUGAUUCCCUGCGCGAUGCAUCUCUCCUGCUUAAUCAGCUUCGCUUUUCUAGGGCUACAAGCGUCAAACGCAGCUGACUGGGAAUAUUGGGGAAAAUACGGACCAAAGAAUUGGCCGGGAGUAUGUACGACAGGGCAUAAGCAGUCGCCGAUCGAUAUUGUGACGGAAGAUGCUGAAAGAACCGAUCUUGGUGCUCUCAAAUUUCACCGAUACGACUUCGCAUUUUCCAGCACACUGGUCAACACUGGACACUCUGUGCAAAUUAUAUUGGACGGAGUACCGAUUCAUCUGAGUGGCGGUAGUCUGCCAUCGGUAUACAUUCUGGAGCAGAUGCAUUUUCAUUGGAGCGCCGAGCAUACAGUGGAUGGUCAACGUGACCCGUUGGAAUUGCAUUUGGUGCAUUACGAUCAACAAUACGCGAAUUUCAGCAACGCUGCUCAAUACGAAAACGGGAUUGUCGUAGUGGCCGUUUUGUUUGAGUUGAGCAACUAUGACAACGAAGACCUGAUGUCGAUCCUACAGGCGACGAAAAUGGUGUCUCAUUGGGUGGGAAAGAACGCGGUACCAUUGAGGAGCAAACUGAUACCUUUUCUCCUUUUACCAAAGGAUCAUACGACGUACUAUCAUUACCAGGGAUCCUUAACCACGCCUGGAUGCCAGGAAUCUGUGAUGUGGUUUGUCAUGACUGAGAAACUCACGAUAUCGGAAGUACAGAUGGAUGUAUUCAGACAUCUGGAAGGCAGCAAUGGUACGCUAAAGUUCAACUACAGACCUACACAGGAGCUUGGAGAUAGGAAAGUGUAUCAUCGUCUAGAAGGAUAUACUGGUAGCACAUCAGUGUUAUCCUCGAAUAUUAUAUACACGAUUCUCAAUGUUCUUCUAGUCAGAUUUUUAAGUUCCAGUGGGAUUCUUUAAUUCCGCAUUAGCUAAGUGAGAGUUGAACUUCUAAUACACCUAAAGUGAUGUGACAAUUACGUGAUAUUAUUCAUUGUAAUGCUUCGAAAAAUAUAUGAAAUACGUAUGUAUUAUAUUACAGAUGAUGAAUGUUGCGUACGUUUGUGCAAGUGCAUUAAUCGAUAAAAUAAUGUAUCUUACGUUAACAUUGGAUGCUCUAAACCUGUUAUCAAUAGUAAUAUAAAAUUAAAAAAUAUAUAAAGAUAGUAGUUUCUAGAGCAAUAAAGAUAUUUUUGGAAAAAAAGUUUAUAAUUCUAUUUCAAAUUCUAUUGAUAUAAUAGAUUCGGAUCAUCCAAUGUUAAAAGUUCUUCCGUGAUAAUUUUAAAUAUAUAAAAAUUCUUUUUAUAUAGAUAUUUUAAGAUGUAAUAGAUACGCAUAAAGAGAAGAGAUAUAUUAUCAUUUGAUACACGCAAUAUAUUUGUAAGUGAAAGUUGACAUUUAUAUUAAUGAUACUGACUUUUACGAACAUAUGCCAAAGCGAAUAUCAAAUAAAAUAGUGCAUUUUUCUAAAA